CCUGGAUUAAGAGAGUACGAUUCGAAUUAGGAAACUUUGACUCCAAAAUCUCGCUGAAGAGACGAACCUGUUUUCUUAGUAUCCGGCGCGGGGAACUAAGAACUCCGGUGAAUAGAGAAUGGGGAUGCAUUUAGCUGCUCUGUUUCUCGCCAUUAUCGUUUCACCACUCUGCGUUUUCUCAUCUGAAAUCCAGCCGAUCGGUGCUGAUCAGAACUUGGUGAAUGAUCUGGACGCAGCCAAGCUUAGAAUAUCUCAAUUGGCUGUUCUUGAGGCGACCAUACAGAAGGUGGAUGACAAGACCCUUUACUUGAAGGACCGUGAGAAGCUGAUCCAAGUUGCUCAAAGUCAGAUCCAAAGUUUACAGUCUGCUUCAUUCAGUGACGAGAGCGGCUUACCUUUCGUUCAAAAGAGGAUAAGUGAGUUGGAAGAAGAGGUUAAAAAACUAUGGGCUGCCUUGAGAACAACCAACUUCGAGCUUCACGUUUUAGAGGAUAAAGCUAGAGAUGCAGAGGGUAAAGUUAAAGCUAAGGCUUUGGAAGUUAAACAGAUGGUAGAAGUUGUUACGGAGCAGUGGAUUCAGGUUCAGCAUCUUGAGCAGAUGAGAGAAUUCAACAACCGAAGGCAUCACACACCUAGCAAAUGCCCGUUCGUGAAGCUUAUGAGCGACAUCCAAAGACAUCUGCCCAAUGUUCAUGAGUCAUUUGACAUUCACUGGAAGGGAAAGAAGGUUCUCUCUGUGCAACCAUAUCUCACACAAGCACAGUCACGGUUAGAAAGCCUCUGGGCAGCUGUUACCAAAUAUCACCAUCAGUUACAAGGCUUCAUCAAGAAUGAGAUGGAAAAAACCGAGAUCACAGCAGCGGUUGCAAACAGAGAAGUGGUGUUUUUCAUGGCAUCUGCAGUGAUUACCAUCCCGGUGUUUGGAGCUUGGAUCUUACUCUCUUCCUAGUUCAGAUAGGUUUUGCCUCUUAUGGCUCAAAACAUUGUCUAGUUUUGUUAAGCUUGGAGGUGGUUCCUUACGGUCAAUUGCAUCCAUGAGCAAACCGAUAACCGGUUAAUAUCUGGUGUAAACCAGUUGUUAUUGGGUAAGGUGCACAGUUGUAUGUAUCCAAGAUUAAUUUUUGGGAGUAGAAAAGAAAAAACAUUGGGUUUUGUAAUUGAAGAAGAGACAAAACCAAAGAGAUGCAGACAAAGUCAGUCCUUGUUCGUUUGGUAAACCGUUAGUUGUCGAA
Camelina sativa (false flax) is the source of this 1232-nucleotide messenger RNA. RefSeq lists its product as uncharacterized. The record is from RefSeq and is a predicted model, not a curated record. Lineage: Eukaryota; Viridiplantae; Streptophyta; Magnoliopsida; Brassicales; Brassicaceae.